AUGGCGCGCCGCGACCCAGAGGUGGCAGCCAUGGUGCGCGCUCUGGGCCCUGGAAUGAGGGACAUCCUGACCUUUCGAGGGGUGUCGGAGUUGACCAUUAGAAGCUCCAAGUUCACCGCCUGGUCGUGGCCGAUGAUUGAAUCGAGGCUGUGCGUGACGCACCGCGGCGCGCCCGUCAGCCUGGCGUGUCGCCAGGCGCUGGCGACAGCCGUCAGCGAGAUGGUCAAGCAUUCGCAUGGCCUCACCAGGCUGCUGGCAGCCGUGGCUGCCGCUGACCUGGGCGAGCAUCCUGUUCCCUACUCCCCCAUCAGCCAGUUGGCGUCGAUACUGAACACCAUGUCUGUGGUGGUUCAGGCUGCCGGGGCGCUGAGGGCCGCGCUGCCGGCAGCGCAGCUGCGCGUGCUGGCAGGCAUGCUGGGGCGUGUCCAUUGCUGCACCACGGAGCAGCUGCUGCGGCUGCCGCCGACUGCAGACCAGGAAUUCCGCAUGGCGCUGGUCAUGGCUGCUCAAGCCCUGGCCCAGUGCUCCAACCACACAGUCUUGAUAGCGCAGCUGGUUGAGCACACCGCACUGGCAGGCUGGUUGCUGGAGGGCGCGGCGGCGCCGCCAGCCCUGGUGCGAGCCGCCUGCGCCGCUGCCAGGCACCUGGUGCCAGACGCGACUGCGGACACGCCACCUGGCGCCAGCGCACCAGCGGGUGCACCGCCGGUCGACCCUACCUCCCUAACAUUGAUCGCCACCGUCAUGAAUCGCGUGGAUGAGCUUGGAAUGGCCAAAGAGAUAGGGCCCCAGCUGCCGCCUGCCGAGCUGCCAGCGCUGAGGGCAGCGGCCGCCAGCCUGCACCUGCACGCCACCAGCGCAGCGCUGGCUGAGCUGAAGGCGGCAGAGGCAGAGGCGUGUGGGGAGGCGGAGCCACGCCUGGAACCGUCGCGCUGCGAGCAGCUGCAUGUGCAGCGGCGCCACCGGCUGGCGGCGGCGCCGCCGCCGGACAGCGAGCAGGAGGCCAAUGCCGCCCUGCUGCUGUACACAGUGGCGUGGUGGACAGUCCACCUGCUGCAGCUCAUGCUGCCAUCCCAGGGGUCGACGAUAGCAGCAGGCGCGCAGCCACACCUGGCAGCAUCGCCUCCAGACCAGUCCCCUGCUGAGCCUGGCAGCGGCGACGCUGCCCCUGUGCUUGAUGCGGCAGUCGAGGGCCUGGCACAGGCUGCCGCCGCGCUGUGCGCGCUGUGCCAAAGGCUGCCGCAUGCGGCGGCAGCAGGCGCGGCUGCAGCUGCAGCUGAGGAGGAGGCUGCAGCUGAGGAGGAGGUCGAGACGCCCUUUGAGUUCAUUAUGCUGGCUGGCCAGCUUGAACAGGCAGCAACGCUGCUGGGACGAUGCCUGCGCAGGCAGCCCCCCGCCGCCUUUGCUGCAACCAGCAGCCGCACGCGCGACCUGGCUUCGGCGGUGGCGGCGCUGAUGGCUGCGAAGGGGCAGCUGUGGAGGUGCCGGCGGGAGCUGCAGGUCGCAGGCGGAGCGCAGGGCGAGGUCGGACAGUUGGAUGCAGCGAUGGCGCAGGGCGGCCAUGCUGCGCUGACCCUGAUGCGCCUCCUGAACGACACCGGCCAGGAAUGGAGCCUGGAGCUGUCGCGCCGCCUGCUGCCGGCCGCGGCACCACAGCCCGUGCUGCCUGCGGAGGAAGCGGCGCAGCAGGCGGAGCAGGGCUUCCGCCAGCUGCUGCCGCUGGGCGUGCUGGGGGGCAAGUGGGCGCACGCGCUGGCCGCGCGGCCCGGCGGGCCGGCUGGGCAGGAGGCGGCCCCGCCGCUGGCCGUGGACUUGACCAAGGGAGCGCUGCUGCUGUGCGCCCACCUGGACUCCUCUGGCUACGGCCUGCUGCAUGCGCUGCUAGGCAGCGGUGCUGCUCUCAGCGGUGCUGGUCUCGCCCUGGCAAGGUGCUUGCACUGCAUGAGGCUGACAGCGCAGGCGGGCGCAGCCACCUUCAGCCAGCUGGCAGGCGCCGAUGCUAGGGCGAAGGGCGUGGUGGCAGAGGCGGUGGACCAGAUGGCUCAGCGGGCUGGCAUCGUCGAGGCAGAGGCGGGUCCUGACCCCGCCCCAGCCACCGCCGCAGACGCGGCGGGCCCAGCGCUGGCGGCAGACGCUCGUGCGGCGCAGGCGCUGGCGCUGCGCUCCUGCGCCAACCUGGCCUGCACCAGCCUGGCGGCGGCCAGCGAGGAGGAGGCGUGGCGGGCCAGCAAGAAGUGCGGCGCCUGCCGGCAGGUGCGGUACUGCACGCAGUCCUGCUGCAAGCAGGACUGGCGGGCCCACAAGCGGGUGUGCGCCUUGCUGGCGGCAGAGGCGAAAGCGGCGGCGGCGGCGGGGAGGCAGGGUGGGAAGUGA
Messenger RNA from Chlorella variabilis, 2373 nucleotides. RefSeq lists its product as hypothetical. The transcript has 6 exons. The record is from RefSeq and is a predicted model, not a curated record. Bases 1 to 2373 code for a protein of 790 amino acids. NCBI's taxonomy places the organism in Eukaryota, Viridiplantae, Chlorophyta, Trebouxiophyceae, Chlorellales, Chlorellaceae.